AUGGGCGAUCAUACGAAUGAUCAACUAUCCAAGAAUAUCAUUUACCAAGAUCAUCGAUCAUCGCGCAUCGAAUUUUCUCCUUCAUCUAAAGCAGUCAGAGCAGUGCAAUUGAAUGCAAAACUUUUGUCGCCUCUCGAAAUGCAUGCGUUACGACAGCGAGAAUACUCUGUUGUGGGCUUUGCCUGGCCUUCACAGGAAGAUGCAAUUACGUCUGACAUCACAAGAUCUCUGUCACAGCAGGAUGGUUUUGCGGAGUAUGCAAUUAUGGUUGACGUAGAUGAUGUGCCAAUCAAGAAAUAUAUGGGCUACUAG
This is a messenger RNA of Plasmopara halstedii, 312 nucleotides long. RefSeq lists its product as uncharacterized. The transcript has 4 exons. The record is from RefSeq and is a predicted model, not a curated record. NCBI's taxonomy places the organism in Eukaryota, Oomycota, Peronosporomycetes, Peronosporales, Peronosporaceae. The coding region runs from base 1 to 312 and encodes 103 amino acids.